AUGGCGGAAACUCCAAAACGAAAAAAGAAACAAAUUUCGAUCGACAGUAGGUCUAACCGCGUAGAACUAGGAGUUGGUAGCUAUGGAAACGUAUUUAAAGGGAAGUACAAGGGCCGUCCUGUCGCAGUUAAGAGAGUUUUACUACAUUAUUACAGCCAAAAUGAAGAAGAGGCCAUGCUAAAAUUGGAUCAUCCGAACAUCAUCAAACUUCUUCAUUGUGAAAGUGACAACGAUUUCAGAUAUUAUGCAAUGGAAUUGUGUGUCGCUUCGUUAGAUAAGCUGUUCCUGCAAUCAGAUCACCCACAAAAAUACAACGGAUCUAUGCCCCGUCAUAUUGAAGUUUUCCAUCAAUUAGCUUCAGGUCUCGAACAUAUCCAUUCAAAGAACCUAAUUCAUCGAGAUAUUAAACCGGAAAACAUUCUCAUUUCGAUGCAAACCGACGGCCAAAAUGAAGAGAUAACAAUCAAAUGGGCAGACUUUGGACUGUCUAGAACAGUCAAUGAACGCGGCACAUUCACUAUGAAAAGCGGAAUCAAAGGGACAAAGAAAUGGUUCGCUCCCGAAAUAUUGAGACUUUUAGAGAGGGGCGAAGAAGGUCGAGGAGACGUCAGAAGCGACGUCUUUGCACUUGCCCUCGUCUUUGGAUGUCUAUUCUUGGACGGACAACAUCUCUACGGUUCUGCUCUAAAUAAAGACGAACUUGACAAACUAAACAAAAACAUAAUUGAAGGAAAACCAGUCAACAUGCAAAAAAUUGACGAAAAAUUACGCGGCCUGUACGAGAAUGAACUCCUUCAAAAAAUGUUGGAAGACGAUCCUAGCAAAAGAAUGACGUCAAAACAAGUUGUCGAUCAACUAAAAUAUAUCAAAGAAGAGCUUGCUAGAAAAGAGGAGGAAUUACGUCAACUAUGUGCUGGUGACAUACAAUUGGAACUAGCGGAGAAAAUCAAAGAUUUGAUCCGCCUCGGAAUCGAUGUAAACGCAAAGGACAAGGACGGAAAUAUUGCGCUUGAUUAUCUGUAUAAAAAUAGAUCAAGAAACCCCAACCAACAAGUGGCCGACGCCAUUACAAUUCUGGAAGCUGAAACUGUUACUCGGAGCACUAAACGGAAAGGUGAAGAACCCCAUGCAGAUGAAAAUGAGCAUAAAAAGCGUGGAUAAGCUACCAAAAUUCUAGCUGAAUAGAGCAAACAGUCAUGUCCUC
Molecule: messenger RNA, 1204 nt
Organism: Daphnia magna
Lineage: Eukaryota; Metazoa; Arthropoda; Branchiopoda; Diplostraca; Daphniidae
Product: serine/threonine-protein kinase/endoribonuclease IRE1
Exons: 4
Coding region: 1-1161 (386 amino acids)
Biological process (GO): intrinsic apoptotic signaling pathway in response to endoplasmic reticulum stress; IRE1-mediated unfolded protein response; protein phosphorylation
Cellular component (GO): IRE1-TRAF2-ASK1 complex
Molecular function (GO): RNA endonuclease activity; protein serine/threonine kinase activity; ATP binding
Source: RefSeq, a predicted model, not a curated record